GGUAACAAUUUAAACACAAUCAGCAUCCCACUUAAAAUUAGGACAUUUUUAUCAAACAAGAUCAGGUCUAAAUUUCAAGUUAAAAUAUCUGAACAAGUAGAAGAACUUGCACAAUGUCAAUUACUGAUGAGAGAGUGACAAUAAAGAGUGUGGAUAUGACAGACGAUAUGCAGCGUGACGCUGUAGACUUGGCCAGUCAGGCUAUACAGAAAUAUACAGUGGAAAAAGACAUAGCGUCCUAUAUAAAGAAGGAGUUUGACAGAAAGUACAGCCCGACUUGGCACUGUGUUGUGGGUAGAAGCUUCGGCAGUUACGUCACUCAUGAGGUUCGGAACUUCAUAUACUUCUACUUCGGUCAGGUGGCUGUUUUGCUUUUCAAGAGUGGUUGAGCAAAGUUAGCCACAGCUCUACACUAGUAUUUGAGAAUACAUUUUUACAAACUAAAGAAGGCUAAUAAUUGUGUUUUAAUGUUUGGUUACACCAUCCAAGUAGAAGAAGACUAUGGGUGUUUAUGUCAUACAUACAAUAGGCAACAGAAUAAGUUUUCCCAUUGUAAGAUUAGUAAAAUGUAACUGAAAGUGAGAACUAAAGAAAAAGAAAAACCAAACAACAGGACACAACAAUAAAAUGUUCAUGGUAAU
Molecule: messenger RNA, 641 nt
Organism: Macrosteles quadrilineatus (aster leafhopper)
Lineage: Eukaryota; Metazoa; Arthropoda; Insecta; Hemiptera; Cicadellidae
Product: dynein light chain 1, cytoplasmic-like
Exons: 2
Coding region: 114-389 (91 amino acids)
Biological process (GO): microtubule-based process
Cellular component (GO): dynein complex
Molecular function (GO): dynein light intermediate chain binding; dynein intermediate chain binding
Source: RefSeq, a predicted model, not a curated record